UUGAGUGUUUGUGGUCUGAUCUAGGACUGGCCAUUGUUUAUUCCCGAAAGCAUCUUCCUACCUUUGUUUCCUGUAUUUACUGGCAUUUUAGCAUUUCAGGAAUCAAAGAUGUUGUGUCCAUCGGAAAUCAGAAGAAGAUGGAGGCUGACAGGGAAGCUGCAAAGGGUUUGACAAGAACAGUCUCCUCUCUUUUUACUCGACAAGACCUGGCUCCUGAGGAAUGGCCCUCACUCAGAUGAGUCUUUCAACUCUGUUGCACACAGUGCUGGUCCUCUUAUAUCUGAACACAGUUGAAGGUAUGUCCGGCUGGUCUGAAUGCUCAGAUGGCUGGGAUGUGUUUGCAAAAAUACACGAAAAUAGCCUCUCCGGGAACAUUGUCGGUGAGUUCGUAGGGAACUCCGACCUGCAAAGGGUUCGGUGGAGUCUGUCUGGGAGGGAUGCUCACUGGUUCUACUUAGACGGAAGAGACAUCCGGCUGAACACGUCAGCUGAAAAGAUCCUUGACCGAGAGAAACUUGGUCCAAUCCUAAUGGCUGAGCUUUCAUGUUAUGAGGAAGACAUGUUUCAGACUGUUUACAGAAUCAUAGUGGAGAUUCUCAAUGAAAAUGAUAAUUUACCCAUGUUUUCGGAAAAAAGUGCUCAAUCACUCAAUUUGAGCGAGCUGACCCCAGUGAAUACUGUGGCUUUUACUGUCCAAGCCUUGGAUGCUGAUGAUGAUAAGAUCCUUUAUUCAAUUGACCAAACAUCCCCUGAUGCUGAGUAUUUCAGGAUUGAUCGACCGAACAGUGGUGAGGUGAUCCUUUCCAAACCUCUGGACUAUGAGACCAAAACUUGGCUUAUUGUCACCAUCUAUGCUUCCGAAAUGAACACUGCUGAGCACUACAACAUCAGCGCCAACGUCACCAUCGCGGUCCAAGAUGGAGAUGACCAGUACCCACAGUUCCUGCCCUGUGACUUGCUGUUCCAGGAUGAGACCAGUCAAAUCUGCACUAGCCCUGUGUACAGGGUCAAUGUCACAGAGGGAGAAGAGGAUGUUGUGCUGGACUUUUUUCCGGGUCCCAUUCAUGCAGUGGAUGGAGACAGAGGUCUCAGUUCUUCCAUCAGCUAUGCCAUUCUUUCUGGAGAUAAAGAUGAGCAUUUCAGUAUCAACAGAGAGACUGGUGAGUUGAGACUAAUGAAGGGUGUGAAAGACAGACACGUAACUCCAGUGCUGCGUCUUCAGGUGAUGGCAUACCAGGACGACGAUCCCAGGAAGUACUCUGUUGCGACAGCUUUGGUCCGAGUUCUGGCAGUGAACCGGUUCCACCCUGAGUUUGAGCUACCUCAAUAUUGUGGUUUCGUCACAGCUGGAAAGAGUGCAGUCUCUCUGGUCAAUACGUAUGGCAGCAGAGCUCUGAUUUUAAAUGUCCACGACCAAGACUUUGAUAAUGGUUUCAAUCCAAUGAUCUACUUGACCAUUGGUGCUACAACCAACUACCCUGACAUCUAUCAAGUCACACAUGGGGGGCUCGUGAUCGCAAGGACCAGUCAUCUAAAGCCGAAGCAGAAGCACAUUCUGGAGGUUUCAGCUGUGGACCAGGAAUCCGGUGACUCAGCUUUUGCUACUGUAGUGGUGGAAGUGUUACCUGAAGGACAAUCAAUCCCUCAAAGUCCCCUGGGAAAAGAACGUCUGACAGGCUGCACGGUGGGCAAAGCACUUUUCCUGAGCAUGCUGCUCAUGAGUGUGCUUGGAUGUAUCUUGUCUGUCUUGACGUGGCUCAAGAGGAAACACAAAGGAAUGAGAGACCCACUGGAGAGAGGCUGUGUGGCCCAGGGCAAACACCCCAAUGUGAGUUUACGCUGGUUCCAACUGGUGAAUCAUCGUACUGCUAUGCAACACAUGGAGGAGGUAUCCUUCCAAAAUGAGGAAUAUGGCAUCUACAAUCCUUCCUUUAGCUUCCCAGACAAAGCAGGUAUUACCACUAUGGAGGACAUUCCCAUCAGCACAGUACCCUCUUUAUCCACAACAGCUGCUGGUAUCGAGACCACCACCCCCUUUCCCAAUGAAACAGUGCAAAGCCCUACGAUCCUAAAUAACAAUGUUUCUACACCAACCAAAAUUUCCUGUAGCUCACCCGACUGUCACCCCGCCAAGCAGGAUCUGAGCCCUGUGCAUAUGGUAGAUGCUGACAGGCUGCAUAAGGAAAAUGCUGGCCUACCUUGUGACGUGACCCCAGACCCUACUAAAGAACAGUCUAACACUGCUUUAGACCCAGCAACCAAGGAUGACAUCAUGUCUUCUCCUUUAAAUGAGCAAAUAUUGAAAACAACCCCCUCUAACAACCUUGCUGAGUCAGCCCCCAGCCCCUCAUGUCCAUCUAGUAGUGAACUGAUGUCAGCAGAAAUGGACAACCCACUUCUGAAAACUACUAAACCGACCCCCUCACAUUCACCAUCCUUGUCCCCAUCGCUCCCCAGAGAGACAGGAACACCUAAACCCACCCCAGAGUACGGCCCUUUAAAAGCCACCUUGGUGCAUUUAGAUAUGUCCCCUACAGACACCCUUCCAGAAUCACCAAUGGGAACAGGAUUGACUCUGAAUGCUGAGGUAGACCAACCUUCCACUUCCCUGGAUCAUGUAGAACCAUCAGAGUCAGAAGAAGGGGUGGUGGAUGUUGAAAGCCCAUCUCCGGACAGGAGACCUUCGACAAACUCAGGAAAUACCCUAAACAGUCGUGAAGAGGAGGAUGAGGAGGGUUUUCUUGGUGACGAUGAUGUGGACAAAAACAGUGAAGACACUGAGAGUGACCGAUCAGAGUUCAGAAGAUGGAGCAGGUAAAAUAAAAAUGGCUGAGACUACAUCAAGCAAAAGGGAAACACUGGACUGAUUCUGCCAAAGCAUGGAUAAGGAUGCACUCAGUGCAUGUGAGGUAGCAUGUUAAUACAAGCAGAAAAAACAUUCAGCAGCACACAAUAAAGUUGAGAAUACGCACAAUGUUGACUCCACAUGUUACAGUUGCUUUAGUAGAAGGAACGAGUAAACACCCAAUGCAGUUGACAGCAGUAAUUUGAAUAAACAUUAUAUAUUCAUUGUGA
Girardinichthys multiradiatus is the source of this 3075-nucleotide messenger RNA. Its product is annotated as cadherin-related family member 5. The record is from RefSeq and is a predicted model, not a curated record. Gene Ontology annotation, cellular component: membrane; catenin complex. Gene Ontology annotation, molecular function: calcium ion binding; cadherin binding. NCBI's taxonomy places the organism in Eukaryota, Metazoa, Chordata, Actinopteri, Cyprinodontiformes, Goodeidae. Gene Ontology annotation, biological process: homophilic cell-cell adhesion. The transcript is spliced from 17 exons. The coding region runs from base 221 to 2818 and encodes 865 amino acids.